Molecule: messenger RNA, 1515 nt
Organism: Emiliania huxleyi CCMP1516
Lineage: Eukaryota; Haptophyta; Isochrysidales; Noelaerhabdaceae
Exons: 5
Coding region: 27-1436 (469 amino acids)
Molecular function (GO): arylsulfatase activity
Source: RefSeq, a predicted model, not a curated record
CACCGACUUGCUUCUUCCCCGCGAUCAUGCGCCUCUUCUGCUGGUGCACGCUCCUCCACGCCCUGUCUGUCGCCGCCGGAUCGGAGUCGAAGAAGAACAGCUCGAAGGCUCUCACCUGUAAGCUGCUAAACAGUGCUUGGCGGCGCUCCGCAGCGUUGCCACCCCCGCCCGCCGGCUACCCCAGCAGCCCGUAUGCGCGCGGGCCGGCGUACCCUCGGCCCGGCAACGCCACACCAAACGUGCUUCUCAUGCUCGGCGACGACGUGGGAUACGGCGACCUGGCUGCCUUUGGAGGCCACCCUUACGCGAGGACGCCAAACCUUGACCGGCUGUUUAAGGAGGGCACCAGCCUGCGCCAGUACUAUGUGGUGGGCUGCACUUGCGCGCCCAGCCGCGCCGCUCUCAUGAGCGGCCGCCACCCCGCCACGUUUGAGUUUCGGCUCGGCCUCGGGCUCGCGGCGGUCGGGACGCCGGCGCUAACCGAGGUGUUCGGCGCGGCCGGGUACGCGGUCGCUCACUUCGGCAAGUGGCACCUCGGGCCGGAGCGACCCUACUAUGCGGCCCGGCGGGCAGACGACGGCUCGACGCACCUGGGCAUCCACACUGUCGUCUCGUCCGGCAAAGAGCUUCCGUGCGCCCUGCCCGAGGAGGAGCGGAGAGGCAAGGCGAGGCGGUACACGGGGCGGGGGAGGGACGAGGCGGUCUACUACGCGGCGGAGCGGUGGGUCGAGAGGCACGCCGCGCGGCCGUGGUACGCCAACGUGUGGGGUCACUCGACGCACGACCCGGUGUUCAACUGCGACCUCCUCACGGCCGAGCGAGGCCUGGACACCCCCCCCCCCCCGCCGACCUUUGACCCGGCUCGCUUCUCGGAGCACCAUGGCCUCUCGCCUCCGCACACGCCGCCUCGCUCGGCAUCACAGAUCGACGUCAUCGCCGAAAAAGUGCCGCCCGCCCUCUUACUCGUCCGUCUCACGGACCCGCGGCCGCCGCUCACCUUUGCGGGCGAGAGCCCGUUCCUGAUGGGCUACGCGGGAGGGCUGCGCGGAGGCAAGUUCACUCAGUACGACGGCGGGGUGCGCGUCCCUCUCCUCGUGCGCUGGCCUGGCGUGGUGCAGGCGGGGCACGAUGCUGAGGAGAUGGUCGAGUUGUCUGCGGAGCAGCCGCGAGUCGUCCAGCGCCUCCUCGAGCUCGUGCGGCAGUGGAACCAGAGCCUGGCAAGUACUAGGACAAGCAGCCUGACCAGCGCCGAGGAGAGCCCCUCGAUGCCGAUGGGCCGCCGCCUCGCGAGGAAAGCGAAGCGCGUCAAGCUCAAGCGGCAGGCGGGACACCCAACCGGCAAUAAGUCGCGCAAGGACGCGGACUGUUGGGAGAUCGCAUACGGGCCGCGCCCGGGCGAGGUGCCAAACGCCUCGCCCCCUCCGCCGUGGCUGUGAGCCGGACCAAGCUGUGUGUGUGCUACAUGGGUCACCCAUGAUCUAUGAGAGGCUUUUGUGUUUAAAACAAUACCACGCU